Messenger RNA from Aspergillus nidulans FGSC A4, 1104 nucleotides. RefSeq names its product SEC14 family lipid-binding protein. The transcript has 4 exons. The coding region runs from base 1 to 1104 and encodes 367 amino acids. NCBI's taxonomy places the organism in Eukaryota, Fungi, Ascomycota, Eurotiomycetes, Eurotiales, Aspergillaceae. The record is from RefSeq and is a predicted model, not a curated record. Gene Ontology annotation, biological process: intermembrane lipid transfer.
AUGACCGCUAACAGUAACGAGGCAUCUGCCACCACAGCAUUCACCAGUCUCUGCGCCGAGAAGGGACUUCUGAAGCGCCCGCAGGGGCUCAAGGAUGAGGACGUAGCCGACGGCUUCACAGACGAGGUGACCCUCUUAGCAAGACGCUUCCUGCAAGCCAACAAGCUGGAUCCUUCCAAGGCGCUAGAACAAUUCCAGCAGGCGCUCGAUUUCCACAACGACAACGACGCAAUCCGUCUCUACGAUCUGCUCAGUGUGGCUGAAUUCGAAGAGACUCGGGCCGUGUACCCCCACUGGACAGGGCGCUGCGACCGCUCCGGCCGGCCCCUGCUCAUGUUCGACAUCUCGGCCAUAGAUAAAGAAGGCCUUGCGCACUGGCGAAAGACGCGCGAUAUGCCCAAGGCGAUUAUACCCGGCGAUCCGGCAGACGCAGACUCAACGGCUUCUGUUUCCAUAUCAGCAGCGGCCUCGCCACCACAAUCGCCCAACAUGGCGCAGCGCGCCCUAACCUACUUCAACUACUACCCGCGCUUUGUCCUACCGCUGUGCUCAGCUGCUCACAGGAAACCAGUCACCAAUUGCGUCUAUCUCGUCGACGCCGGCCCGCUGCGCAUGCGGCAGGCGUGGGACCUGCGUGAGUUUGCGCGCGACAUCAGCUGGAUCCUCGCAACGUGUUUCCCAGAAACGAUUUAUCGAUGUUAUUGCUGCAACGUUCCCAGCUUUCUCGCGCGGUUCUGGUCGAUCAUCAAGUCAUUCAUCGACCCGGCCACUGCAUCCAAGAUCCAAUUCUUGCCCAGCAGUGAUGUGUAUGACACACUGAAGGCAGAUAUUGAACACGAUGAUAUCCCGACCUGUCUUGGGGGCGGGUUCCAGUUUCAGACGGGAAUGCUGCCGGAUCUGGACGACGGCAUUCGGCGCGCGCUGGAGUGGUCGGGGACGCAGGUUGAUCUGCCUCCUGGGCCGAUCAAAUGGAUACAGACUCUAGCUCUAGCUGAGAGUGGUACUGGGACCAGGAAGGCUGUCGCCACUGGGACUGCUGAUAUGGUGCAGAGGGCGGUUGAGGUAGCUACGUUGCGGGCUCCAGUUUCGUCGAGUGAUGCAUGA